AUGAGCUCGUCCGAGGCAGAGAAUUUCGACAUCGACAAUGUCUCUGGCUCGGAAUCCGACGACUAUGCCCCGGUUGUGAAGAAGAAGACUACCAAAGCGGCACCGAAGUCCACAACUGCCAAGGGUAAAGCACCAGCGAAGGCCAAGGCGGCUCCUGUAAAGAAGAAGAAACCUCUGGUCGAUGCCGACGACAAUGCCUCGGAUAGCGACGUGGAAGAAGUGGGAGGGCAGGCUAACCCGACCUCAGACGAAGACGAGCCGGGUCCAUCAGCUCCCAAACCUGCUGCUAACGGAAAGAAGAAGACUGCGUCAGAGACCUACACCAAGCUGUCGCAACUGGAACAUAUCCUCAAACGACCGGACUCCUAUAUCGGAAGUGUCGAGACUAUUACCCAACCGAUGUGGACAUACGACUCGGAAACGAAGCGGAUGGUGCAUAGAGAAAUCAAGUAUGUACCCGGUUUCUUCAAGAUCGUCGACGAGAUUCUCGUCAAUGCUGCUGAUAACAAGAUUAAUGACCCAAACAUGGACACGCUGAAGGUGGACAUAGACACCGAAGAAGGCGCGAUCUCUGUGUACAACAAUGGCCGUGGCAUUCCCGUGGAAAUUCACUCACGCGAGAAGAUCUACAUUCCCGAGAUGAUCUUUGGUCAUCUACUAUCAUCCUCGAACUACGACGAUGACGAGAAGAAACUGACGGGAGGAAGGAACGGAUACGGUGCCAAACUGGCCAACAUCUACUCCUUGGAAUUUACGGUCGACACGGCGGAUAAGAACACUGGCCAGAAGUACAAACAGACGUGGACCAACAACAUGAGCACUGUGGGCAAGGCGAAGAUCACCAAGAACAGCAGGAACGAAGAGUACACGUGCGUCAAGUUUAAGCCCGAUCUCAAGCGCUUCGGAAUGGAUGCUAUCGACGACGACACCGUAUCUCUACUGAAGAGACGCGUGUUCGACAUCGCGGGAACCGUCAGGGAUGUGAAGGUUUCGUUGAAUGGCGAACGCCUGAAGGUCAAGAACUUCAAGCAAUACGUCGAAAUGUACUUGAACUCAGCAGCAGCCACCGCCGAGGAAACAUCCGGUGGUGCUGCACAGGCGAAACCGACUAUUAUCUACGAGCAAAUAGGGCCGCGAUGGGAGGUUAUCUUCUCGUUGUCCGACGGCGCGUUCCAACAGGUGUCAUUCGCGAAUUCCAUUGCCACUAUCAAGGGCGGAACGCAUGUCAACUACAUCGCAGACCAGAUUGCAAAGAACCUGAUUGCCCAUAUCACGAAGAAGAACAAGGGCGCUGCAGUUAAAGCUCCGCAGAUCAAGAACCAUAUGUGGAUCUUCGUAAACGCCCUCAUCGAGAAUCCUACUUUUGACAGUCAGACGAAGGAGACUCUGACUUUGCCCGCAAGCAAGUUCGGAUCGAAGCCGACCUUGUCCGAGGACUUCUUGAAGAAAGUGCAGAAGUCCCCCAUUGUCGACCACGUGUUGAAUUGGGCGAAAUUCAAAGCUGACCAGCAGAUCAAAAAGACGGAUGGCAGCAAGAGGAGCCGCUUGACUGGCAUGACCAAGCUGUCUGAUGCCAACAAUGCAGGCACAAGAUAUGCUAACCAGUGUACUCUCAUCCUUACUGAAGGAGACUCUGCCAAGGCCUUGGCUGUGGCAGGUUUGGCCGUUGUGGGCCGUGACAAUUUUGGCGUAUUCCCGCUUCGAGGGAAAAUGCUGAAUGUACGGGAGGCCAAGCAUGACCAGAUCAUGAAGAAUGAAGAGAUCCAGAACAUCAAGAAGAUCAUGGGCUUGCAACACAACAAGGAGUAUACUAAUGUCGCCAGUUUGCGGUAUGGCCGCUUGAUGAUUAUGACUGAUCAGGAUCACGACGGUUCCCAUAUUAAGGGAUUGCUUAUCAACUUCCUCGACCAUUUCUACCCGUCUCUUCUUAAGAUACCCAACUUCUUGGUGGAAUUUGUCACACCCAUCGUUCGAGUUACGAAAGGGAAACAAAAGAUAGACUUCUUUACCAUCCCGGAGUAUGAGAAAUGGCUGGAGGACACGCCUGACGCGCACAAAUGGGAUUCGAAGUACUACAAGGGUCUGGGUACCAGCACCGACGCGGAUGCUCGCUCCUACUUCAGCAAUAUGAAGAAACACAUGAUCCCCUUCUCCACGACGCGGGACGGCGAUAGGGAAUUGAUUGAGCUGGCAUUCAGCAAGAAGAAAGCUGACGACCGGAAAGAAUGGCUUCGCCAGUUCAGGCCUGGUACCUAUCUGGACCAUAAUAUGGACGAAAUACCUUUUUCAGAUUUCAUCCACAAGGAGCUGAUCCUGUUCUCGAUGGCUGAUAACGUUCGGUCCAUCCCUUCCGUCGCAGAUGGGCUGAAACCUGGCCAAAGGAAGAUCAUCUGGGGUAUCUUCAAACGUAAGCUGAAGAAAGAAAUCAAGGUCGCACAAUUGGUCGGUUAUAUCGCAGAACAUGCUGCAUACCAUCAUGGGGAGCAGAGUUUGAUCAUGACGAUUGUCAACUUGGCGCAAGAUUUUGUUGGGGCCAACAACUUGAACCUCUUAAAACCAAAUGGUCAAUUCGGGACCCGUGCUCAGGGUGGUAAAGACCACGCUGCUCCCAGGUAUAUUUUCACAGAACCUGCGUCUAUCACUAGAGCGGUAUUCCCAGCCGCCGAUGAUCCACUCUUGAACUACCUAAAGGAGGAUAAUGAUUGGAUUGAGCCGGAGUACUAUGUUCCUGUUCUGCCCAUGAUCCUCAUUAAUGGCGCAGAAGGUAUUGGAACAGGAUGGAGUACGAGUAUUCCGUCUUACAACCCGAUCGAUAUCAUCCAGAAUAUUCGGCGAUUGAUGGACGGUCAAGAGCAGGAGCCUAUAUUGCCGUGGUGGCGUGGAUUCAGAGGGACCAUCAAGAAGGUCGGCGAGCACAAGUACGACGUGAUGGGUGUCGCCAAGAAAGUCAACGAUACGACUGUUGAGAUUACUGAACUCCCUAUACACAAGUGGACGGAACAGUAUAAGGCGGAGCUCGAGGCCAUGAUCGGUGAGAAGGGUGACGGGGUCGUCAAAGAUUAUAAAGAGCACCACGAUAACAUGAAUGUUCAUUUCGUCAUCAGCAUGCGAUCCGCGCAGGAUCUGGAGAAGGCGGAGGAGCAAGGCCUGAUUGAGUUCUUCAAGCUUACAACCAGGAUCAAUACAGGAAACAUGAUCUGCUUUGAUUUCGAAGGCAAAAUCAAGAAGUACAAUAGUCCUGAAGAGAUCAUCGAAGAGUUUUACCCGGUGCGACUGACACACUAUCAGAAGCGCAAGGACUAUAUGGCCAAUGAGCUUCAGAACCAGCUGGACAAGCUGAAUAAUCAGGCUCGUUUCGUGCAGAUGAUCGUCGAUAGGGAGCUAUCAGUAUCCAACCGGAAGAAAGCGGAUAUCGUGGCUGACUUGCGCAAGAAGGAUUUCCGGCCGUUCCCUAAAGUUGCUAAAGCCAAGGCAGCGGGCGAGGUUGAAGAGGUCGUCGAAGCCGAAGAGGAAGAGGCUGCUACGGGUGCCUCGAGUGACUACGACUACCUCUUGGGCAUGGCGAUAUGGAGUUUGACUAAGGAGAAGAUCGAGAAACUCCGUCAACAAGCUGCAGAGAAAGAGCAGGAGCUGUUGGCCCUCCUGAAGUUGACGCCGGCUCAGAUCUGGAAUACUGAUCUGGACAAGUUCAUUGACGAGUGGGAGAAAUCCUGCAGAGAAUGGGACUACAAAUCAACUCUGGAUGCUAAUGGCAAGCCCAUCAAGCGGAAGCAGAAGGUCCUCGAGCACAGGAAGUCUCUAACGGGCAAGAAGAAGGGUGACGAGUCUGACGACGACGAUUACAAGCCGAAGAAAGCUGCGCCCAAGUCAAAGGUAGCAGCUCAACGCCCUAAAGCCGCUGCGGCGGGAACCUCGAAGAAGGCGUCUAAAGUAGACGACGAGGAAGAGGACGAAGUUAGCUUCGUGCAACCUCCCGCGAAGAAGGCCGCGCCAUUCAAUCGGCCUGCAACUUCGAAGAAGACUUCGAACGAAGACGACGGAGAAGACGAUGAAGAUGACUUCGUGUCACCUCCUGCGAAGAAGCCCCCGCCGUCCAAGCGACCUGCUGCGUCAAGUGCCGACUCUGACUUUGAAAUGGUAGAGAAGCCUGCGCCCAAGAAGAAAGCCCCUGCGAAGGUCACGUCGGGUUCAGACUCGGACGUGCCUAAGUCAGUGGAUAAGGGCAAGGGGAAGACGAAGGCUGGGAAUGAGGGCGACAGUGAGGACGACUUGUAUCUCCAGCCAGUGAAGAAGAAGAAGGCGCAGCCGGCGGUCACAGACUUCUUCGACAAGGUCCCCGCUAAGAAGCCUCAACCCAGGAAGCCGUCCAGCUCUAAGACUGCGACCGCUCAAGCCAGAAAACCGUCAAAGAAGGUUGUCAGUGACGAUGAAGUUGUCAUGUCAGACGGGGACGCUCCUCCGCCACCCGCGACCAAACGGUCCACGAGAGGAGUGGCCAAAACAUAUAUUGAAGUCUCUGACGACGAUGGCGAUGGAGGAGACGGUGACUUAUCAUUAUUCCAAGACGAAUAG
Messenger RNA from Gloeophyllum trabeum ATCC 11539, 4572 nucleotides. RefSeq names its product type II DNA topoisomerase. Lineage: Eukaryota; Fungi; Basidiomycota; Agaricomycetes; Gloeophyllales; Gloeophyllaceae. Gene Ontology annotation, molecular function: ATP binding; DNA binding; DNA topoisomerase type II (double strand cut, ATP-hydrolyzing) activity. Gene Ontology annotation, biological process: sister chromatid segregation; DNA topological change; resolution of meiotic recombination intermediates. The transcript has 17 exons. Gene Ontology annotation, cellular component: nucleus. The record is from RefSeq and is a predicted model, not a curated record. Bases 1 to 4572 code for a protein of 1523 amino acids.